Parasteatoda tepidariorum (common house spider) is the source of this 3929-nucleotide messenger RNA. RefSeq names its product fatty-acid amide hydrolase 2-B. The record is from RefSeq and is a predicted model, not a curated record. Lineage: Eukaryota; Metazoa; Arthropoda; Arachnida; Araneae; Theridiidae. Gene Ontology annotation, cellular component: endomembrane system.
GCUAAGCGGAAGGCAAAAUUUUCGGAAACAGAUCCUCGUCUUCACUUUCAAAUGCGAUGCGGAAUUACCAUCUUUCCUCCCAUAAAUUAGCAGACGAUUAUUUUUUAAUAAUUUUAUAUUGAAUUAUUAAACUCUCUUAUGAGUCUUCAAAUUAAAAUCAAAUAUGAAUUGUUACAAGAAGCUCUGCUAUCAAAAAAAAUUUGCAUUUUCUGUUUAAGAGCAGACGAUUUUUAUCUUAGUUUUUUUACUGUGCUAUAGACUUGAAAUUUAAUUAUUAUUUCAACUUCUAUAAAUCGUUUGCACUUAUUAUCUGUUAUUAUUUCAACAUUAUCGUCUGCUUUAAUUAUCAUCAAUUUGCAAGUUCCAUUACAUCUUGUUAGUGGAUGGGAUAUGGCUGUGUUGGUACGAAACAAAUUUGCGGCAUAUGCAAUUCGAUUUUUUAGAAGAAUUAUUGAACUGAUAUCAAGAUUUUUUCUGAUUCUAAAACAUUGUGGUCGUAGAAAAAAGCUAGCGGAUAUAACAGAUCCAGUACUAUUGGAAUCAGCAACGAGUUUAGCUAAUAAAAUUCGGACAGGAGAAGUGAAAAGCUCAGAUGUUAUUAAGUCUUACAUAAGUCGAAUCCAAGCAGUUCAGCCAUUAAUCAAUGCUUACGUAGACGAAAGAUUUGAAGAAGCAUUUGAAGAUGCCAAAAAAGUGGAUGAGCUCGUUAGUUCUGGAUUGAAGACAGUCGAAGAGAUGGAAAGAGAUACUCCAUUUCUCGGAGUCCCUUUCUCUGCAAAGGAGGCUGUAUCUGUUAAGGGCCUUUUUGCGACCGGUGGAGCCGUAUUUCGCAAAGGGGCCAAAGCUGAAGCAGAUUGUGAUGUUGUGCAACUAUUCCGUGAGGCCGGUGCUAUCCCCUUGGUAGUCACUAACACAAGUGAAAUGUGUCUAUGGUGGGAGACAUACAAUAAGUUGCAUGGAAAAACGAAGAAUCCUUACGAUACUACAAGAACACCAGGAGGCAGCAGUGGAGGUGAAUCAUCACUGUUAACGGCUGCAGCUUCAGUAAUAGGCAUCGGAACAGAUCUUGGAGGAAGUAUACGGAUUCCAGCUCUAUUCAGUGGAAUAUUCGGGCACAAACCAUCAAGAGGAGCUGUAUCUAAUGGAAAUCAAUAUCCAGUCGUCAAAGAAGCUGUUCGUCAAAUGAUCGGUACUGGGCCCAUGUGCCGAUACGCAAUUGAUCUGCUUCCCAUGAUGAAAAUCAUGACAUCGGAUAAAAAGGACUUGCUGAAAUUAGAUGAUCCUGUUAAUGUAAAGAAAUUGCGUGUAUUUUACAUGGAAGAUGACGGAGGUUAUCCUUUUCGAACUCCUGUAUCCAGAGGAAUUAAAAAAGCUUUAAGAAAGGCAGUUAAUCAUUUCGAGGACAUCUGCGAGCAAGCACCACAGAAAAUCUUCAAAGAAAAACUGCAAGAUGCUGUUGAAACAUGGGUUUGCGUAAUUGAGACCCUUAAUGACCAGCAACUCUGCAACGAAAUCGUUGGCUACCAAAAAAAAUUAAAUCUCAGCAAAGAAGUUCUCAAAUCCAUGGCUGGUAAAUCAAAACAUACAUUCCCCAUUAUCUGUCUUGCAAUCUUGGAUAGAUACAUCAGAAAAUAUGAUUCGAAGUUAGCUGAGCCUUUCUUCAAGAUGAGAGACGAACUUUUGCAAGAAUUCAAUGAGCUUCUUGGCGAUGAUGGUAUAUUCCUCUAUCCAACUUACCCGGUCACUGCUCCAUAUCACAUGGAAAUGUUGUUCCGUCCUUUUAAUAUAGGCUAUAGCGUCAUUUUCAACAUUCUUGGUCUACCUGUUACCCAGUGCCCAUUAGGAAUGAGCAGUAAAGGUUUGCCUCUGGGAAUUCAAGUGAUUGGAGGUAUGAAUCGAGAUAGUUUAACAAUUGCUGCAGCAAGAGAAUUGGAAAAAGCUUUUGGAGGUUGGAUAAGUCCAUGUGAUAUUCGAAAAUCAUCAAUUAAAUUAACUGAAAUAGUAUAAAAAUCAUUCAUGUAAAUGAGUUCCACAAUGCACAAACUGAAGUAGUUUUGCGAUUGAGACUUUUAUCUAACCGGCAUUACUCAUUGACAAGAUAAGACUACAUUCGUGAGCAGGAUUUUGUGCAUAAGAUUUACUUUUUAGAACUUAUGCAAGCGCAUUACAUCAAUUUUGAGUAAAAAAUCUAUUUCAAAUGUUAGAUCUGAAUAGAUUUGUCGGGAAUUUUAAACAAUCUACGACUUUUAACAGUAUUUCUAAGUCAUACUGCCCCGUCAUCCUGCAAAGAAUGGAAGCGUGAAUUUGGGUAACUUCAUGUGAUGUUCGAAAAUAAUCGUUUAAACAUUUAAAGUAACUGGAAGUCAUACCCUUCGUGCAAGCAAAUUUCUCAAAGUGCAAAUUUAAAUACCUCGUUUGUGAGUAAAACUUUUCUUGAAAUCUGCAUUUGUCAUUGACAAGAUCUAGAAUUAAAAGAUCUACAUUUCAGCUCAGAUCCAUGCUGUGAGUAAGAAUUACUUUUUAGAUGUUACGCAUGUGUAUUACUUAUUUUGAGUUGAAGAUCUAUUUCAAAUGUAAAAUCUGGAGAGAUUUUCAGUGAAUUUUUAUCAGUAAUUUCGAUUUAUAGAAUCCUGCCAUCCUUUAAGGUAGAAUAUCUAAUUCAACUUAAAAAAAAAUAUAUUAUUGUACAUUUAAUGUUAUCUUGGAUAAAAAAAGAACUCCAUUUGCCAAAUAUUUUCAGUUCUAGAGCAAACUUUGCAAAAAGAUGAAUUUUUGUAACUGAUUAUGGAUAAUGAAUACGCAUGUCUGCUGCAACUGUUCAGCAAUAUCUUUAUGAUAUUUGAUAUAUUUAUGAUUCAGCAAUAUAUUAUUGAUAACUGAUAUAGUUAUUAUUACUUCAGAAAUUUAGUACCUUUGCUGAACUAUAUGCUAGAACCCAGGAAUGAAGAAAAAUUCGCAGUAGAGUUUCCUAAAUAAAGAUUUCAGCAAAUACAUGUCUUAAUACAACAAUUUCCAAUGCAAUGUUGUUAACUACGAUAAUGUAAAGCUUUGUUAUCUUAUUCUCAUUGCCAAAUAAUGCAUGCAUUGUUUAUUGUUCAAUUUUAUGUCAUAAGACUAAUUUAUUUACUCGUUAUAUGUUCCUUUUUAUAUUUAUGGGUGCAAAAGCGUUAUAAAUGCUUUCCUCAACCUUUAUGGAAAUAUUGGAUUCUCUAACUUAUUAGCAGUGUUUCUAACGUAAUAUUGUAGUUUGCUUGUAAUUAACUUAAAUAGCAACGUAUCGACGUUUUGAAGUUUACAGUUUUUAAAAAUUACAAUUUUCCUUUUUUUUUCCUCAAAUUUAAAAACGCCACUCAAAUGGCAUUUGAUAUAGUUCAAUCAUGUACCAUAAGAAAUAUGAAGAAAUAAUUUUCAUAUCAAUAGCGAAUUUUGAACUUAAACAUUAGAUAGAGAAUCAAAAUUCUCUAUUGAUGCAUAUGAACUUAAAUAACAAUAGAGAAUUUUGAACUUUCAUAUCAAUAGACAAUUUUGAACAAAUUUUGAAACUUAAAAAAAAUUUCUAUCUGUAAUUUUAAACAGAGAAAUUCCAAAGUAAUUUUUAAUCACCCAAGUUGAAAUAUUCUAAUCAAACACUAUUUAUUGCUGAAUAACUUGAUGCAAAAUGACAAAAACACUCAUUUAUUUCUCACAUUUGUAUGUCCAUCCAACAUUAAGUGAUUAACUUGAAUAUAACCAUUAUGUCAAUUGAGUCGUUGAUAAUGAUAAUGAUGAAAAUAAUUUACAUCAUUAUCAUAUCUGAAAUCUGAAUAUGUUUAAACGCUUUGGAAUUUACAGUCUACCAUAUGUAUUUUUUUUAUUUAAUCAUGUUACAGGUUUUUGUAUGUCAUGAAAUAAAACGCCUAACAAUUCUCAACAAAUAAACAUUUUUUGGA